GCUCACUCCCGCGCACCACGUCCCAUUAUCCCGCCGGCAGCGCGCGCGUCGAUCAGACCUCCAGUCUGCGAGCUCGCAGCUCUCACGGCACUCCUUCUAGUCUCCGACAACCCGGCAACUCCUCAAGAUGACGGUCAAGAAGCGCCCCUCCGACCUGACCAGCCUGGAGAGGUUCAACCUCUACUACAGGGAGAAGGAAGCCGAUCCUCUCACUACCGGGGAGAAGAUCAAACGGUUCAUUUGGAACCCCAAGACCAGGGCGUUCUGUGGACGCACUGGAUCUAGCUGGUCUAAAAUCGCCCUCUUCUAUUUCAUCUUCUACGCGGCCCUAGCCAUCAUGGUGGCGGUGUGCAUGUGGACGUUCCUUCAGCUACUGGACCCUCGACAGCCGAUGUGGCAGCUCGAGAGCAGCAUCAUUGGCACCAACCCUGGACUCGGGUUCCGCCCGACGCCACCAGAGGUCGCCAGCAGCGUCAUCUGGUACAAGGGGAACGAUCCCGGGAGCCAUCAGUUCUGGGUGAAAGCGCUCUCGGAGUUUUUAAAAGACUACAAACACGAAGGCAAGAAAGCCGGUGCUGGUCAGAACAUCCACAACUGUGACUUCAAAUUGCCCCCUCCAGCAGGCAAGGUCUGCAACGUAGACAUUAGUGCCUGGGGACCUUGCGUCGAGGAGAACCACUUCGCCUACCACAAGUCUACUCCCUGCAUCUUCCUCAAACUGAACAAGAUCUUCGGAUGGAAGCCUAAGUUCUACAACAGCUCGGACGCUCUCCCCGCCGCUAUGCCCGACGACUUGAAGGAGCAUAUCAGGAAUAUGACGGCUUAUGAUAAGAAUUAUCUGAACAUGGUGUGGGUCUCCUGCCAGGGGGAGAACCCCGCUGACCGGGAGAACAUCGGGCCGGUGCAGUAUCUGCCGUACCGGGGGUUCCCCGGGUACUACUUCCCGUACACCAACCAGGAGGGCUACCUCAGCCCGCUGGUCGCCGUCCAUCUGCAGAGGCCUAAGACUGGCAUGCUGAUAAACAUCGAGUGUCGUGCGUGGGCGCACAACAUAAAGUACGACCGGACAGAGGGCAUGGGCUCCGUACACAUCGAGAUUAUGGUGGAGUAGCUACUCCACUGCCACAACACUUGGGAGAGAGUGAAUGAGAAACGUUCGACUACUGGUGACAAUGACAGUAGAUAGGACAAUAAAGCCGUGGUAUUCUCAAGGCAAUGUUUGGUAUAUUGUUGCAACCUCAGGGAAAUCAUAAACGGGGUUGCCUUUGGUUAGUUUUACACUACAUUUUUUCUACCACUUUGUGGGGAGAGGUGAAGUAUACGCGUACGGUCACGAGCAUUAAUAUGUAUACACUUUGAUACCAUGUCACAUUAACUUUUUUGACAAAUUGAACUGUAAGUCUCACUAAAUGUCAAAUAUGUUAGUGCGACAGAGUCCUAAAGUGGGUACAUUAUAUUGCUCAUGACUGUACAGCAUACAUUAACACACUGCUGCACAUUCAUAAGAAUAAGAAUUUAAGAAUAAAAUAUUUUUUUGCCAGUAACAUUUCAUAAGAAAAAUAUCUCUAAAAACGCAUACCAAAACAAACCGUGGAAUAAUAAAAUACGAACCAAUCGUUCAUGUACUUCAGCAGAGACUCCCGUCUAUAACUUCUGUCAGGUUGCAACACAACAUACUUCAGCAUCAAUGUUGUCUACCGCAUACGAGUUUUAAAGAUUUUAAGGAAAAUAAAUGGAUUUUUUAAAUUGGAAUUGGAACAUGGACGAAAUUCGCGGGUAAAACGCCUUGCUACCAUAAUAGGCUAGGUUCCAACUAGACAAAUCAGUUACUUUUUAAUAAACGUCGAAACACAAAAUUAUGGAAUUUGUAUGACAAAGCACACUGUGAAGUCAUACAAAAACGUGAUAAAAUGAUUAAAAUUCAUAAAUAAGUUAAAUAGAAAACAGAAAAUGUUUUUCGUUAGUUUCAGAUCUGUCUUUAUUUAGUAAUUAGGAUGUCAUAUUUUUUCUUGAACCACGAAUAAUUUUCUUGAAUAUUUUUUCUUGUACUCGACCGAAUUGGUUUUAAAGUGCACAGAUCAAUAUGAUUUCUAAGGGAAGCUUACAAAAGUUCAUUAUCGUUGCUUUAUAGUGAAAACUUAAGCGCAUUUUUGCAAAAUCACAUUCAGAUGAUUUUUAUUGACAAACCUAGGAUGGACACGCUAAUUUCAAUUUAGAUGAAAGUAGUCUCAAUUUUGUAUGAAAUUAGUAUGUGUUUCCAGGUUUUAUUGAAGAAAAUCACGAAAUCAGAUUUUAGCAAAAAGAUCUAGAAUAUUUUUAUUUUCACGGUAGUGAUAUUGACUUCAGUGUUCGAAGGUCCAUCCAAUGAGGGCCUUACCAAUCGACGUUCCCCAAACACACGAUAGAUGGCGUUAUUCACUUUUAACGUGAUAGGUAUUACCUAUUUUCUCAUUGCUGAGGUACGUAAUUAUUCAAAAAUGUAAUGUAAUGGUAGAAGCAUAAUAUAAAACGAAUUGUUGCUUGAUAUUUGGAUUGCUUCUCUUUAUUUUGAUCAUAAUAAUAAUGGGUGGAAGAUGUAAUUGUAUCUUGGGGUUAAAAGAGUCAUCAUUUCUACCCAAAAACAAAGAUAAAAGAUGCAUUAUGUCUGUUAUCUAUGAAAUUAGAAGUCGCCAUCUAUCGUGUUUUUGAGGAACUCCGAUUGGAAGUCCUCGGAGAGUCCCUCUUUGUCAAGGCUAGUUACAUGUUUCACAAAGAUUGAUUGAAGAAUUCGAAUUCUCUACUUUGGGGGAUUUUACAAAAUAAACAAAAUGGCGUGUCUGGAUUAUAGUGUGACUGUAGAUGUAGUAGUGGUUAUGUUAUUGAGUCAUAAAACAAAUGAACGUAAUAGUCAAAGAACCAAAGAUGAUCGAGCAUGUUUGUUGAUUUUAACGAUUAUGGUAAUGUGAUCAAGAUGUAAGUAAUUUAUUGUAUUAAAUAGUGUUCAAAAAAGUGUUUGAU
This is a messenger RNA of Pectinophora gossypiella (pink bollworm), 2997 nucleotides long. RefSeq names its product sodium/potassium-transporting ATPase subunit beta-2-like. Gene Ontology annotation, molecular function: ATPase activator activity. Gene Ontology annotation, cellular component: sodium:potassium-exchanging ATPase complex. Bases 128 to 1111 code for a protein of 327 amino acids. The record is from RefSeq and is a predicted model, not a curated record. Gene Ontology annotation, biological process: potassium ion import across plasma membrane; intracellular sodium ion homeostasis; intracellular potassium ion homeostasis. NCBI's taxonomy places the organism in Eukaryota, Metazoa, Arthropoda, Insecta, Lepidoptera, Gelechiidae. The transcript is spliced from 6 exons.